AUGAUGUCUACUGAUCCAGACCAAAAUUUGUAUGCUUUACCAGAACAUUUUAUAAAUGUUGCAUCCGAUUAUCAUGCAGAACCGCUGUUUCAGUUUCAAUCAUCGGCUCAUGUACAAUGGUUAAAUACAAUAAUAUUGGAUGUAUUAGAUCUCAAACGUGAUCAUAUUUUAACUGAUGUUGGCUGUGGAUCAGGAAUUGAUAGUCUAUUAUUCUUAAAUAAAAUGAAUAAUGACAUUAAGAUUAUUGGGUGUGAUGCAUCGUCAAGCACGAUUGAAAUCUUUAAGAGUGAGAUAAGAAAACGAAAUUUAAUCAAUAUUGUUCAAACAUUUUGUACGAAUGCAGUUACAUUCAGUCAACAGAAACAAUUACCAGCGUAUAAUCGUCUUUUAUUAAAGCAUUGUGUUCAUCUGUUAUCGCAUAAUGAAAGAUUAUUAGCUUUCAAAGGUUUUCGCCAACAUUCUGAUGAUAACAAAUUUAUCAUUGUUACACGUACACCAAAAGAAAUCUUUCCAUUGGAUAAGAGUACAAAUGAGCUACGUAUGUCAAUAUUACCUUCUAUUGAUAAUUAUGUGCAAGAAUUAGAAAUGAGUGGUUUCAAAAAAUAUUUAGUAUCAUACAUAUCAGUAUACAUACGAUGACAGUGUAAUACUUGACGAUUGGAUUAAUAUUAUACAAAAGAGAAUAUAGUCAACAUUCUCACUUGACAAAAUUAAUGACAAACAAAUGAUUGAUUUGAUUUCAUAUAUAAAAGAAAAAUACAAAUAUGAAAAAUUCCAAAUGAAAGAUGAAAUUGUAAUAUUAAAUUGCACAACAAUGAAUCAUUGAUUAUUUUAUGUCCUUUUCUUUACAUCUUUGGUGUCACCUGAUGAAAAAAACAUUAUAUUUAAAGCAAACUAUAAUCCGACAAAAUAUGUCCAUACUUCUACACACUAUUCAUUGCUAUAUCCUCGCUCUCAUUCACAAUAAAAAAAAAUGCUAAAUUAAUAGAUAGUCGAAAAUAAAUGGUGGCAUCAGUGUUUGGUUUAUAUCUCCGUUAUCUUUUAUAGCUUACUUGGAUUUGUGUAUCAAAAGAUUCGCCGUAUAAUUCUGCACAAAAUGAUAAGUUUUAUUUGAAAACUACUGAGCCCUUCAUCUUUAGACAACAACAUGAUAAAAAAUCACCAUUACAAACAACUUUCACGACCAUAAUUUUUUUCAUUGUUUACCGAAUCUAUUCAAUUCCUGAAUUAAUUCUGAUGUUUUUGACGUGAUGCGCUAGUGACUGAAAAGAUAAACUAGUGCAUUUCAACCAACAGAGUCAAGUGAAUUUAAUUGAUUACUUCAGUGAAGAAUGUCUUAUAUCAAAAACGUCUGAAAUAAUUCAGGAAUUGAAUAUUUUCGGUAAAAAAACGAAAAAAAGAGAAGGUUUUGAAAAUUUUAUAAUGGUGAUUUUUAAUCAAGUUGUUGUUUAAAGACGAAGGAACCUAUUGUUUUGUGCAGAAUUACAUGGCGAAUUUUUUAAUAGAAAAGUUAAACGUAAGCUAUGAAACAUGACUGAGAUCUGAAUCAAACACGGAGUCCGCCAUUUGUUCUUGACCAUCCGUUAUGUUGUAAAAUAUAGCAGAUUAUUGAAUCUACUGACUAAAUAAAUAUUAACUUUAACUUAAAAUAAUCAUUUGGACUGUGGAUGUUGAUAAAUUGAACAUCAACACCUACAUUCACUCACACCCGCGGUUCACGGUACCAAUGUUAGGAUUUUUUAUCUGUGUAUUUAUUUGAAAUAGAAUAAAUAUCAGAAUAUGAACAAAACGAAAAAAAACUAUAACGGAAAGUACGGUAAUCGGCGGUUAUAACGAUUGUCGACAAUAAUCAACGACCGCUCUAAAAAAACGAUUAAUAAUCAACAAUCAAUCGAUAUUUAUCUAACUAUGUCGAUUGAUUAAACCAAUCAAAAACAACAACGGAAAACAACAAUGAAACAGAUAAAUUGAAGGCAUGUUUGGAAUGAUAUUGUUCUCCCACAACAAGUAUGGACACAACGGAUCUUGGUCGUUCACUCGUCUAUAAUGAUAUUUUUAUUUGGAAUAAAUUUCAUAAAAGAAAGAAGAAUCAUCUUGGCCAGUUUUUUUCAUAGUAAUCGAGUAAAACGAUUAAUAGAAAAGUAUGAAUUACUUCUUUUAAAUGGACAUCAUUUAUUGAAAUAAACUAAUGGUAUACCAAGAAUAGGACAUGCAAUAUCUUUAGACCUCACUCUCUUUCUUUCUUUUCUUUUUCUUUUUUUUUCUAGCCUUGAAAUACACACGUACAUACUCUUUCAUUUUCUUUUUCUCUUCUCUUCUUACUCCCC
Molecule: messenger RNA, 2327 nt
Organism: Rotaria sp. Silwood1
Lineage: Eukaryota; Metazoa; Rotifera; Eurotatoria; Philodinida; Philodinidae
Source: the annotation of a GenBank genome assembly